Fragaria vesca subsp. vesca is the source of this 2211-nucleotide messenger RNA. RefSeq names its product U-box domain-containing protein 51-like. The coding region runs from base 1 to 2211 and encodes 736 amino acids. The record is from RefSeq and is a predicted model, not a curated record. NCBI's taxonomy places the organism in Eukaryota, Viridiplantae, Streptophyta, Magnoliopsida, Rosales, Rosaceae. Gene Ontology annotation, molecular function: ATP binding; protein kinase activity. The transcript has 9 exons. Gene Ontology annotation, biological process: protein phosphorylation.
AUGGCGGCGUUUUUCCGAUCAACUUCAGUGACUCAGGACACCGGUCUGACCUUGGUGGCCAUCGACAAAGAUAAACACAGCCAAUGUGCAGUCAAAUGGGCGGUUGAUAAUCUUAUCACGACCUCCAACUGCAUCCUCAUUCAUGUUAGAAACAAAAGCUUAUAUCCUCAGGAUACUGGUGGAAUCCCCAAAGAAGGUCGCCCUCCAACUGAAGCCGAGUUACAACAGUUCUUUCUUCCCUACCGAGGAUUCUGUGCACGAAAAGGGAUUACAGCCAAGGAAGUGGUCCUCCAUGACAUUGAUGUUCCAAGUGCGCUUGUUCAUUAUAUUGUUCACAACUCCAUCUCCAAUAUUGUGGUUGCAACUUCUAAACGCAAUGCUCUAACAAGAAAAUUUAAAGACCUUGAUGUCCCAUGUAGCCUACUCAAAUAUGUACCAGAUACCUGUGCAGUAUAUGUUGUAUCAUCCAAAGGAAGACUUCAGGCUAAACGGGCAGCAACUAAUAAACCGAAAUGUGAUACUUCUCAAGAAAACCAUCUUCCUCCACAUCCUCAUGAUGGAUCAGACUCUGAAGACAGAUCACAAAUUAGUCAUGGAAGCUCAAGUUCAAAAAGUACUUCCUCGGACAGAAUAUCUUUUGAUAGACUUUCUGACUAUAAACCGAUAAGUCCCCCCAAAGCGCGAAGGUCAUCAAAUUCACCAAGAUUGUCAGUUGACAGUCUCACAUCAGAAACUUCCUCCCAUCGACACUCACACUCGAGCAGUGAUUUCUCAGGGCCACUUAGCUUCCAAUCAAAUGGCUCAGAUAAUAAUGAGGGUAACAGGAAUUCUGUAUCCUCACAAACUCAUUCUGGCUUGGAUGUUGAGAUGAUGAGAUUAAAGCAGGAAUUGAAGCAAAUAAUGACCAUGUACGCUUCAGCUUGCAAAGAAGCAAUAGCAUCUAAGCAGAAGGCAUGCGAUCUCCAAAAAUGGAAAUCAGCGGAAGAGCGCAAAUUAGAGGAAGCCAAGCUUGCUGAAGCGGCUGCUGUGGCCUUAGCAGAGAUGGAGAAGCAGAAAAGCAAGGCUGCAAUGGAUGCAGCGCGGAUGGCACAAAGGCUAGCAGAGAUGGAGAUCCAGAAGAGGAAAAUGGCAGAAAUGAGAGCCAAGGAGGAGUCUAAACAGAGAAGGAAAGCAAUGGAUGCUCUGGCACAUAACAAAGCUAUGUAUAGGAGAUACUCCAUUGAAGAGGUUGAAGUUGCAACAGAUUACUUUAAUAUGUCAAACAAAGUUGGGGAAGGUGGAUAUGGACCUGUUUAUAAAGGUGUGCUUGACCACACCCCGGUUGCCAUCAAGGUCUUGAGGCCCGACAUGUCACAGGGGAAGAAGCAAUUCCAACAAGAGGUUGAUGUUCUAAGCUGCAUUAGACAUCCACACAUGGUUCUCUUAGUAGGUGCCUGCCCCGAGUAUGGAUGCCUUAUAUAUGAGUACAUGGACAAUGGAAGCUUAGAAGACCGGCUCUUACAGAAGGGCAUCACGCCUCCAAUCCCAUGGACUGUCCGAUUCAAAAUAGCUGCAGAAAUUGCCACUGGCCUUCUUUUUCUUCACCAGACAAAACCAGAACCCCUUGUGCACCGUGAUCUCAAGCCGGCAAACAUUCUGCUAGACCGGAACUAUGUGAGCAAGAUUGCUGAUGUAGGCUUAGCCAGGCUAGUUCCAGCAUCUGUAGUGGAUAGUGUCACUCAAUACCGCCUGACAGCAGCAGCCGGUACAUUUUGUUACAUUGACCCGGAGUAUCAGCAAACAGGAAUGUUGUGUGUGAAAUCAGACAUAUAUUCCCUGGGAAUCAUGCUGUUACAGAUCAUUACAUCAAGGCCUGCAAUGGGAUUGUCCCACAAGGUUGAGGAGUCCAUUGAGAAAGGUACAUUUGCGGACAUCCUUGAUCCUACAGUGCCAGACUGGCCUGUUGAAUUGGCUUUGUCAUUUGCAAAACUGGCUUUGAAGUGCUGUGAGCUAAGGAGAAAAGAUAGGCCAGAUCUCGGUUCAGUCAUCUUGCCUGAGCUGGAACGGCUAAGAGAGCUUGGGAAUAGGGAGGAAGCCAAUAACUAUGCCAUGGUUCCCUAUCGAGGAGGGCAUUCGCUUCCACCACCAGUAGUGAGAUCAACCACAACUGCCAGUCAGUCUGCACUAAGAUGGAUGAACUUUACUGCUUAUAUGUGCUCUAUUUUGGAGUGA